AUGGAAACGCGCAACAGUCUCCCAAGGGCGUCCCUACCUGGUUUUGUGUCCACAGCCGUGCUGACAUCAUCGGACGGACUUUUCGGUGACAACGUCGAGGAGAAACGCGUGACGGAAGCUCCAGUUUCACGCGCAGAAGACGCGGUAGGAUAUAGACCAUUAUACGAUCAACUUCAAGAACGUAGAGAUCAAAAGGAUAGCGAGUGGAAGGAGAAGAAUAAUCCUUUUGCGCCACCUAAGGGACUAGAUGAUGAAGAAUUUGAGUAUAUUAAGGAUUUAGAGAACAAGAAAAAACACAUUGAGCGAAAACGACACGCGCAGCAUGAGGAAGAUUUAGCUCAAUUCUUGGUAGCACGUGGUGCACCUAAAUCUACUGCCCAAGCGGCACUUACUGCACAGCAAUUGCAGAAGUAUCCGGCAAAAGGUGAAACGAAGUUGACGAAUAAGAAGAAAACUGCAGCGGCGGUGGUGGUGGUGAAGAAGACCAAGCGAGAAGCUAGAGAUGAGGCACGAAAUGGUGUCCCCAAGGCUCCCGAAUCUUUGGAUAAGUCGAUAGAGCAACCGCUAAAGAAGAAGGCAAAGGUCGAGGUUCCGAGCAAGUCGGUUGUGGCUACAUUGGAGAAGCCAAAUGCAGCAGCACUUGGACUCGUGUCAUAUGGCAGCGAUAGUGAUAGCCAAAGUGACGAAGCUGCAGUAAACUGA
Messenger RNA from Peronospora belbahrii, 702 nucleotides. The record is from the annotation of a GenBank genome assembly. Lineage: Eukaryota; Oomycota; Peronosporomycetes; Peronosporales; Peronosporaceae.